Molecule: messenger RNA, 693 nt
Organism: Erpetoichthys calabaricus (reedfish)
Lineage: Eukaryota; Metazoa; Chordata; Cladistia; Polypteriformes; Polypteridae
Exons: 5
Coding region: 52-693 (213 amino acids)
Source: RefSeq, a predicted model, not a curated record
CUUGUGAGAGCAGAUAGGGGUUGUGAAAAUUCUUUAGUUGCCAUUAUACAGAUGUCUUUUAGAUACCGUCACCAUGACAGCUUAGCAGGAGUUAACAGUUUCAGAUAUGGGAAGUCUAUACAUAAUCAACGAGCAGAGUACUUUAAUGGAUACCUAAAAAAAUCAUGGAUAUCUUUCUGGCAAAAACAUUUUGAGGCAAUGGUGGAAGCUGGAAUUUUGGAACUAUCCAAUCCCAUACAUAUACACUGUGUCCAAUAUUGCUUUUUACCUCUAACUGAAAGGCAGCUUUACUCUGAGCGCAUUGAAUGGAACAACCACAGGAUUCGUAAGCAGACUCUAGCUGCAGGACCAUUUGGAAAACCAGACAAGCUUUAUUUUUGUCCUCCAUCCGGAACUCCACAUUUGCUGUGCACAAUUGAUGAUGAUCUUCAGCAGCAUGCAGACACUAUGGCUUGUGAAAAGGGAGCAACCCUGACUGUGGCCAAUGUUGCUUUCAGGCAGUUGUGCUCCACUGUGUUGACUCUCCCCAGAUCAAUGGUUGGUUAUUCAGUUGAUGAUGCUGUGGCUUCCUAUCUAACGACUGCAAAUCACAUCACAACCCUUAUGGCCAGAAUGAAUCUGAUUGAGCCAGAUAACUUUGUACAGGCUUUUGAAAUAUAUGAAAAAAGCAUCAGUUCUUCUCAUACUAAAUAA